Gymnodraco acuticeps is the source of this 1529-nucleotide messenger RNA. It is a transcript of the gene abhd10b, whose product is annotated as abhydrolase domain containing 10, depalmitoylase b. The record is from RefSeq and is a predicted model, not a curated record. Gene Ontology annotation, biological process: protein depalmitoylation. The coding region runs from base 59 to 931 and encodes 290 amino acids. Gene Ontology annotation, cellular component: mitochondrion. Gene Ontology annotation, molecular function: hydrolase activity, hydrolyzing O-glycosyl compounds; palmitoyl-(protein) hydrolase activity. NCBI's taxonomy places the organism in Eukaryota, Metazoa, Chordata, Actinopteri, Perciformes, Bathydraconidae. The transcript has 5 exons.
UAAACGAGAGUCACUAGCUCUAGUCUCGCGAUAUUUCCCCAGUGGGUCGCGGAGCAGUAUGGCAGCCGUCGCGCUGAGGUCCUGCCGCAGAGGACUUUCACAGAUUUUAAGUAAUGGAGGCCCUGCUGCUUUGUCUUCACAGCGUCUCGAAGGAGCCCGGAGACACAAGUCCACAGUCCAGUAUGCCUCCCGACCAGACCUUCCCAAGCUAGCCUACAGGAGGGUGAAGGGGAAGAGCCCCGGGGUGCUCUUCCUCCCGGGAUAUGCAUCCAACAUGAAUGGGCAGAAAGCCGAGGCACUGGAAGAGUUCUGUAGGUCACUAGGCCACUCAUACCUUAGGUUUGACUACACAGGACAUGGGGCCUCGGAGGGGGUGCUAUCAGAAGGAACCAUCGGUACCUGGAAAAAAGACGUCCUCUACGUGUUGGAUGAGUUAGUAGAGGGGCCACAGAUAAUGGUGGGCUCCAGUUUAGGGGGUUGGUUGAUGCUGCUGGCAGCCAUUGCAAGACCGGAGAAGACUGCCGCUCUGGUGGGCAUCUCCACUGCCGCCGACCACAUCGUCACUGUGUACAACUCUCUUUCUCUGGAGGCACGCAAGGUGUUUGAGGAGAAGGGGGCGUGGACUCUGCCCACCAAGCACCCGGAGGAGGGUUUGUACGACUUUAACAUGGACUUUCUGAAAGAGGCAGAAAAUCACUGUGUUCUCCAGAGUCCCAUCCCCAUCACCUGUCCUGUGCGGCUCAUCCACGGGCUGAAGGACGAGGACGUACCCUGGCACAUCUCCAUGCAGGUGGCCGAACGCAUCCUCAGCGCCGAUGUCGAUGUCAUCCUGCGGCGACAAGGCCAGCACCGCAUGUCCGAGAGGGACGACAUCAAGCUCAUGGUCUACACCAUCGAUGACCUCAUAGACAAGCUGACCACCAUGGUCUGAGGAAGGGUGGGGGGGGGGUGAGCUUGAGAGGUUGCUCAGAUGAGGAAAGAAGGACUGAAUACUAAUCAACCCUCGAGUAAUUUACCAAAAAAUGGCAUGUUUUUCCCGCCAAAUAUGACCUUUUAUCCCUCUUCCCGUACUUCAUGUGUCAUUUCAACAUGCCGUUAUUAUCAGCAGCCUCCCUGUAAGCGGUUCCCUUAUAUCUUCAGGUUGCAUAUGUAUGUGUUCCAGGUUAUUAUAUGGAGUGUUGUGUUGGCCUUGGUUAGAGGCAUCAGUUGCUGCGGCCCGAUGCGCCGAUCUUACUGUUUGACUGUUUCCCCCCCCCCUCUUGACUUAGAUUCAUAGUUGUCCUGUGCCUUUUUUAUUCACUUUCCACCCGAUGGCCAAUAAAACCACUGCACACAAGCAGGUCUCAGUCUGUUACCACAACCAACACAUCAUAAUCAGCUGGCAAACAACUGCUGUUGAUAUUGAAAUGCAAUGAUAUUAUAUUAUAGUAACGUUUUUUUCACUGAGAUGUGGAUUCCAGAAACCUUUAAGUAAUGUACUCUAAAAAGUGUCAAACUCAGACCUCAAAACAUCAUGAUUAAUAAACAUA